Messenger RNA from Priapulus caudatus, 609 nucleotides. Its product is annotated as pyridoxal-dependent decarboxylase domain-containing protein 1-like. The transcript is spliced from 7 exons. The record is from RefSeq and is a predicted model, not a curated record. Lineage: Eukaryota; Metazoa; Priapulida; Priapulimorpha; Priapulimorphida; Priapulidae. The coding region runs from base 1 to 609 and encodes 202 amino acids.
AUGUGGAGCUGCUGCCCACCAGCUGAGAGCACCGACUUCUGCAUUCACCUCGACACUGACACAGAGGACCUAAUCAGUGUCGUCUUUGACGCGGGACGCGAGGUGGAAGAGUCAUCCAAGUUUGUCGAGCAGAUGGCGGAAGUCGUGAAGAAGGGAAUCGAGGCGGUUAACAAAGACUUGGAGCAGGAAAAUGCUGAGAAAAUCAUGCAGGAAGGCGUCCUUCGCUACGUGCCCCUGGUGGGGUCUCUCGUGAAUUGGUGGUCGCCGCCGCCUAAAGAGGUCGGCAUCAGGGGUAGAACAUUCGACCUCACCUCAGGUAUGAUAGAGAGCACGGAGAACACGUACAAGUACCACAUGCAGAUCCAGCACGGUCCCGCUCCCAUACAGAAGCUUCAGAUCCUCGCGCAGCCGCACGGCAACGACGGCUCGUCGCAGCAGACGACCGGCAGCGAGAAGUCGUCGUCGUCGCCCGAUCACGCGUCCAAGACCCCGACGACGACGACGAGUUCGGACGAUAGCGGCGACGGUGAGGCGUCAAUUGAGCCAGUUGCAUCGACAUCAGGAUCAAAUCAGGACUAUGCUGAAUGUGAGCCCGACAUAGCCUCCUAA